AUGAUAACCGCGUACAUUUCAACCUGCAUCGAUGUAGUAACGAAGACACGAGGCGUAUAUUUUUCUUCCUUCGCCAUGGCUGACGACAAGUACGGUAUUGUCAUUGAUUCGGGUUCUUCUGGAUCAAGAAUACAAAUAUACCGUUGGGAAGACCCUUCGAAGAAGAAAGAACACGCUUCGCCCGAGGAGUUGGCAUCUCCACCAAAGAUCAUUCAAGAAGAUGGAUGGAGUCACAAGAUCUCCCCGGGUAUAUCUACCUUUGCUGAAAAGCCUUCCAAAGUCUGGAGUCAGCACUACAAGCAGCUAAUUGAUUUUGCACUGAAAGUGAUUCCCGCUAACAAAAUCUCGGAAACUCCGAUCUAUAUUCUUUCUACCGCAGGGAUGAGGCUCUUGCCGAAAUCAAAAAGAGAAAAAAUAUUGAAGAAAACUUGCCUGGAGCUUCAGAAGAAUACGAAAUAUUUUAUUUCCGACUGUGACGAACAUAUUCAGGUUAUAGACGGUGCUACAGAGGGAAUUUAUGGGUGGUUGGCUCUCAAUUACUUGAUGGGACAAUUCAACAACUUUAAGCCAGACCAAGCCGAUCACGAAUCAAUUGGUUUCAUGGACAUGGGCGGCGCUUCAACACAAAUCGCUUUUGUCCCAUCUUCGCAAGAAGAGAUUGCGAAGCAUGACGAAGAUCUUUCUACGGUUGUUAUCAAGAACAUUAAUGGAGAUGGUCAAGUUUGGAGAGUAUUUGUCGAAACCUGGCUCAAAUUCGGAGCUAACCAGGCGCGUGCACGGUAUUUAAAGAACACUCUUGCUUUAUCUGCUGAUUCGCAUUCAAAGGGUAAAGCAAAGGUCAUACAAGAUCCAUGUAUGCCUUCUGGAGCCGUCAUCGAGGACUACAAGUUUGAAAAUAAAGAAUACAUCAUUCAGGGAACCGGAAAUUAUGAAAGCUGCUUGAAGGACAUUUUUCCAUUGCUAAUGAAGCAUUUGUCUUGCAAAGAUGAGCCGUGCCUCUUCAAUGGUGUCCAUGCCCCUAAGAUGAACUUCGAGAAAGACAAAUUUGUGGGCGUUUCUGAGUACUGGUACACUGCAAAUGAUGUCUUUCAUAGUAGCGGAGAGUACAAUUUCCAUAGCUUUAAUGAGAAAGCAAAGGCUUUUUGUGAGAGCCUGUGGGACGACAUCAUGAAGAACUCAAAAAACGGUGAAUACUCUAACCUACCCGAUAAGGUUUUACUUGAAGCCUGCUUCAAAGCAAGUUGGGUAAUCAAUGUAUUGCAUGAGGGUUUCGAGCUUCCUCGUUUGGGUAUAGAGGUGAAGGAACCUUCCGAAAGCUCGGCGACCAAAGAAUUGGAUAAUGCGCAUGUGCCACUCAAAAUAGCUGACUCAGUAAAUGGUGAGGAACUUUCAUGGACACUCGGUAAGAUUUUACUUGUGGCUUCAUCACAAGUGCCUUCUAACGAUGAGGUUCACGUGGGCAUUAAGCCAAGUGCUAUGUCACUUUCUACGUCUCUGGACGAAUACGACUCAGAUGAGGAGUUUGGGCCAUCAAUGAAUUUUGUUUACAGCUUCCUAUUUUUACUAUUGUUUGUUCUCUUCUUUUACCGAUUUGGCAAUUCCCUGUUGCGCAAGAUCGGCAAACUUUUGAGAAAGCAGGGCAACGUCAAACUUCCUUCCACUUGCAAAGCAGUCCUUAAUAGAGUCAAAGCUCAUAGUCCCUCAUCCAUACGGUAUCGUAUCAACAAAGCAAUCAACUAUAUGGAAUUACAAGAGCAAGAUGAUAUCAAUUUAGAUUUAGAAGAGGGAAGCAUGAUUUCAUCGCCUUCCAGCCAGCCGGCAAACCCUCCCGAUAUAUCUGUUUUACGCACACGGUCUACUAUAAACUUGUCUGAUCUAGACGAAGGAAACUCUCCAGUCGAUUUUAUGAAUAAGCCUUUUGUCAACGUUAAGAAAUCAAACCUGUUCUAUACUCACAGAGGUGACAGCAGGGACUCACUAUCGCGCAUGUCAAGCUCUGCAUCAUUGCUGCGUGGAAAACAUACAUAA
This is a messenger RNA of Clavispora lusitaniae ATCC 42720, 2028 nucleotides long. Its product is annotated as apyrase. Gene Ontology annotation, cellular component: Golgi apparatus. The record is from RefSeq and is a predicted model, not a curated record. Gene Ontology annotation, molecular function: GDP phosphatase activity; UDP phosphatase activity. Gene Ontology annotation, biological process: UDP catabolic process. Lineage: Eukaryota; Fungi; Ascomycota; Pichiomycetes; Serinales; Metschnikowiaceae.